Molecule: messenger RNA, 519 nt
Organism: Colletotrichum phormii
Lineage: Eukaryota; Fungi; Ascomycota; Sordariomycetes; Glomerellales; Glomerellaceae
Exons: 1
Coding region: 13-201 (62 amino acids)
Source: RefSeq, a predicted model, not a curated record
AGACUGGGGGCGAUGCGCUUGCGGGAGCGAAAGGGAUCUCAAGACGGCCAGUGCCUCAAAGUUCGGAUGCGACAUCACACCGCCAGAUCGCGCGCACCACGUUCCUGGGCAAGCGUUCCGUCGGGGAGACGCCAAUCUAGCGGCAAGACCGUCCGAUCUAUCUUGUUAGGGCUCGCGAGCUGCCGUCAAGACCGAGAUUGAAACCAACCUCGAGCCAGGCCCAAACGCACAGAGUAGCAAACUUCUUUUGGUGCGAACCGGCCUUCUUCUCCAGCUGGCGCUGAAUGACAUCCUAGGGGCAGCAAAACCACACAUUCGAAUCCUGGCGGUCUAGACAAGGCUCCAGCUCUCUCAUGGUCAUCGCCGAGUAAACAGCCAACCCCGGACAAUGAAAUCUUGUUUCUUCCUACUUCUUACUUCCCACACUGCCAGCAUUCAGACCGCGCCAGAGGCGAUUCGCAGUCGCAAGGCGCAAGACGACAGGGAUAGUUUUGAAGUCAGCUGGCCUCCCACAGAAUG